AUGUGGUGCUUCUUAAGGAGAACACGCAGCGGCCACACUAAGAGAGUAAUCGAAUCAGAGAAGCGAGACUCAUUCCGUAAGCUAGACCACGUGAGGGCGCUGUCCAUCCAGACGUCUUCGGGUCAACCUAUCUGGGUGUCAUUCUGUCAGUUGAAGAACACAUCUUGGAUCCUCCAGACUAGUUCAACCGCGAAAUUCACACCGGACGAGCUGUUUAACUACGCCGAUCCGUAUCCACCCUCUGUGACCUUUGCCCUGUCAAAUCCGACCACCAACCUCAUGUCCGCCGAUGCGUUCGUCCAGUGCAUGGUUGUCGUCCACGAGGGAUCCUCAGCAAACUACCAGGAUGCUGACGUCACCACUUUUGUUCAGCUGGUGGGUGACGUCACCGUGGCAAAGAGUGGCCAGUUCCAAAGUCAAUCACUUGGACGGGCAUCUGCAAAACGUUUACCAAUGCUGACUGUACCUCAAACUGUGGUUACCCCGCCCUCUAGUGAUGGAUCCGGUCAAACAUCCAUCUCAUCACAUUCCUCCCAGAUAUCAUCAGAUUGCACCUCCGUGUCGCCGCAACCUGUUCCGGAUGUCGACCGGAAGUCGGUGGUGCUGUUGAACUCGUAUGACGCACAGUCCGACACGUCGAAAGCCCGCUUUGAAGAUAUCUACGUGUCCUACAAAGCUCUCGCCGAACUCUGCUUGAUGCUGCAAGCUUCAAUGACUGGAUCCAGCGAAAAAGACUGGAUGACUUUCGCAACCAAGAUUGGUCUAUCAAUGGAACAGGUUGACAGGAUGUCCGACCGUUACAACUUCCAGUCCCCACUUUCCAUCAUCCACCUCUUCUUCGGCACCUGCCCGGCGGCGACGUCCUGUUGUCCAUCGACGUCUCCCCGUGAGAAAGCUCGAGCACUCCUCGUACGCCUCAUCUCUGUCUUCCAGGAAAUGAAACGAGACGACCUGACCCACGUUGUUCGGCGCGAGCUGACGCGCAUCGACCAGGAAAUCGACCGAUACAGCAAGUUUCUCUUCGAAGGCGGCCAAUUUGAGAUUAGAACAAACGUGGGUGGCGCUGUUACCACAAACCGGACACGUCCGCGACACUCGUUCAGCGACGGGGAUGUCACCGUUUUGACACCCUCGGCAGAGAGCUUUAAAGGGAGGCUAAAUGACAUUGUCUGCUGGUUCAAGAGUAAAUCAUCUGAUGUCUUCAAAUUCACUGGAAGUAGUAAGGAAACGACUGCGGAACAGAUCUACGAAGUCCCGAGGUCGAAUUUCAGCGUGUUUGAAGACGGGAACACGUACGAAGCACUCGUCCCUCUCAAAGGGCGGAAAAACUCGAACAGCGAUAAGAGGAAAGAAAAGGCAAAACAAAAUGAAUAUAAUUGAAAACAGCAAGUAGAGGGUAACGAUCUGCAUUACAAGCUUCUCUUGUUCGAAGCAUAAUCGAUAUUUCACUCACUUAAUCACAACCGAACUAUGAAAAAUGACCGUGUGUGACAUAGAUUAUACUGCAAUGUUCCUGAAGACGGACUUGAAUAUUUGCAAAAUGCGUUGCUUAGGUUAUUCAUAUGAAUUUGAUGACUUGCAGAGAACAUAGACGAUAGUGAUUGUAUUGUUGUUAUUGUGUAUUGUAGGAAUCAAGGGAAGUCAGCAGUGGCGAACACUACUGAAUCUGACAAGAAGAUAGAUUUUGAAAUAAAUCAUAUGAAAGCAAACUGUCCUAUGGCAGAAAACAUGGAGACUGAGGGAAGGGGCUUCUUGGGUCUAGCCGCAUGCUUUAUCGGUUUUUGUUCUCACAUCGGGUCGUUGCAUCUGAUCGGGCAAUCGCGAAACCUGCGCAUUGGAGGAAAGGGCCAGCUAAAUUCCCUGAAUGUUGGGUACAGUUUACACGACCAUUCGAUAAUUUACGCCAAACAUCGGGGAAACUGGAUCCUCCGUUUCGGGAUUAUAUCUAUCGGGGACCUUUUUCUCGAAUGGUCAGAUAUACGCGAUUGCCCGACUCGACGCCAUAACCAGAUGUAAUGGUACAAUACGCCUUUUUCAGUAAAAAGUAUAUAUCACUGGGGUAAAAUACCCUUCUUCAUAAUGUGAUAAUUUCGUGUCUCCCACCAACUUUAAAAUGCUGUCGCUGCCCCUGUCUUACAUUGGGGAAAAUGCAUAGACUCAAGUCCUUUCUGAUGGCUGGUAUUACAUUACAAGAUGGCAAAAUACUUGUAAACGAAAACAUAAAUCAUGAUAGUCUUUUAAUUGCUGCGGUGAAACAUGAAUGCAUUAUGACAUUGCGAAAUAAUUUUCUGAAAAUAUGUCAUGUAGGGGUGUAGACUGUUGUGGCUCAGUCUGGACUUUGAACCUCAAUGUACGGGGUUGGAAUCCCACCACAGCAUUCGCAUCCUUUGGCAAGGCGUUUAUCUACAUUUGCCUCUCUCCAUCCA
Molecule: messenger RNA, 2426 nt
Organism: Lytechinus variegatus (green sea urchin)
Lineage: Eukaryota; Metazoa; Echinodermata; Echinoidea; Temnopleuroida; Toxopneustidae
Exons: 6
Coding region: 1-1380 (459 amino acids)
Source: RefSeq, a predicted model, not a curated record